AUGGGUGACACGGAGAGCAAGACAACCCAAGAGGCGGUGGCGGCUGAUAACACCGAGGCCAAGAGGAUGCAGUACUGCGGGAAGAUGAUGCUUGCGCCAAUGGUGCGCAUGGGAACGCUUCCCACGCGCCUGCUGGCGUUGCGAUAUGGCGCGGACCUCGUCUACGGCGAGGAGAUUGUCGAUUACAAGAUUCUACGCUGCUCCCGCGUCGAAAACCCCGUGCUCGAUACUGUUGACUUUGUCAUGCCCAGUGGCCUUGUCGUGUUCCGCACGUGCAAAGAGGAAAAGGACCGCGUCAUCUUCCAAAUGGGGACAGCAGACCCCCAGCGCGCCGUCGAAGUCGCCAAGCUUGUUGAGAAUGACGUUGCCGGCAUUGACGUGAACAUGGGCUGCCCAAAGAACUUCUCCAUCAAGGGCGGGAUGGGCGCCGCCCUCCUACGCGAACCAGACCUCGCAUACGACAUCAUGGCUGCCCUCACAAAGGCCGUCAAAGUGCCUGUAACGUGCAAGAUCCGGCUGCUGCCCACGCGCGAGGCGACGAUGUCGUUUAUGAAGCGCAUGCAGUCCACGGGCAUUGCCGCCAUCGGGCUUCACGGCCGCCUCAGGGAACAGCGCCCGCGGGAGCCUGUGCAGCUUGAUGCAAUGACGGCUGCGAUUGGCGACAUGCACAUCCCCGUGAUUGCAAACGGCGGUUCUCUCGACUUCAAGAACUACAGCGAGGCGCACGCUUGGAUGGAGAAGACGGGGUGCGAUUCGCUGAUGAUCGCGCGGGCAGCGCAGAACAACCUCUCUGUCUUCAGGAAGGAGGGCACGCUGCCACAGGUUGACGUGGCCCGGGAGUACAUGCUGCUUGCGCUGCAAUACGACAACGCCGUCGGCAACACCAAGUACUGUCUGCAGAAGCUGCUCAGCAAGUGCCUCACCUCCGACCUGGGCAAGCAAGUGCACGGUGCGCACACCAUGCGGCAGCUGUGCGCUGCGUUUGGACUGACGAGCGAAUACGAGACGACAACACGGCAGCAGGAGGAAGCGGCGCAGCGGUUUGGAUUCACACUCACGCCAUCCGACGACCAGAUUGACGAGGCGAAGGGAACGCCGAUCGAGGCCUUGCUCAAGGAGGAGAUGGAUAAGGAUGGCAAGAGCGAUGGUGACGGUGACGGUGAAUGUGGUGAUGAGGGUGCACGCAAGCGUCCGAAGAUUGAUCCCCACGACGUUACCAUCAUUGACAACGCAAAGUACUUCCGCCGCCACUUCAAGCGGUGCAAGACGCCUCGCGAACACCUCAGCAACUACACCACACGCUACAACCUCCCUGCCGCGGAAUUUGAAACGCAUCAGACCAAAGACAGGCGUUUCGUCUGCACAUGCAGGGUUGGCGACAGCGUGUAUGCGCCACGUGAUCCGUCGUCGUCGAAGAAGGAGGCCCUCCAGUCUGCCGCGCUCGCCGCCCUCAUCGCCCGUGGAGUCGUGUCGUUCAGUUGCGAUUUUGAGGCGCGGGAGUCGACGCUGCGAGUGCUGGACAGCAAUCUUGAGCCAAAGACGACACAGCAGUCAGCCACGGCAUGA
Salpingoeca rosetta is the source of this 1566-nucleotide messenger RNA. Its product is annotated as tRNA-dihydrouridine synthase. The coding region runs from base 1 to 1566 and encodes 521 amino acids. NCBI's taxonomy places the organism in Eukaryota, Choanoflagellata, Craspedida, Salpingoecidae. The record is from RefSeq and is a predicted model, not a curated record. Gene Ontology annotation, cellular component: cytoplasm. The transcript has 11 exons. Gene Ontology annotation, biological process: tRNA dihydrouridine synthesis. Gene Ontology annotation, molecular function: flavin adenine dinucleotide binding; tRNA dihydrouridine synthase activity.